AUGAAGUUUACACCUGAAUUCAUUGAAUAUUCGCCAUCUUACAUCAAUACUGUAAAAGAUCCCAAAUUAAACCUACAAGGUAAUAAAAUUCCUACUAUAGAAAAUCUUGGUGUAUCAAAGUAUUAUAAAAAAGGUUUAGCUACAACAGUCAAUUUUAAUGGUAAUCAGACAUUUUCUUCAGACAUAAAUUCUAUAUCAUUAGUUCAACAACAAGAUGAUAGAGAAAAUUUACAAGAAAUUGAAGAUGAUGCUGAUAAAUUGAUAUAUUUAGCUGAUGUGGUUGAUAAUGAA
Messenger RNA from Entrophospora candida, 291 nucleotides. The record is from the annotation of a GenBank genome assembly. NCBI's taxonomy places the organism in Eukaryota, Fungi, Glomeromycota, Glomeromycetes, Entrophosporales, Entrophosporaceae.